Molecule: messenger RNA, 7123 nt
Organism: Cavia porcellus (domestic guinea pig)
Lineage: Eukaryota; Metazoa; Chordata; Mammalia; Rodentia; Caviidae
Product: stereocilin
Exons: 29
Coding region: 1-5424 (1807 amino acids)
Biological process (GO): cell-matrix adhesion
Cellular component (GO): cell surface; kinocilium; stereocilium tip
Source: RefSeq, a predicted model, not a curated record
AUGGCUCUGAGCCUCCGGCCCUUUCUGCUGCUGCUGCUGUCCUGCACCGGCCAGAGAAAAGGGCUUGGCUCACCCUCCCUCCCCUUUAGAUCCAGGUGGGAAGUGCGCUCAGGAGCAAUCUUGUCUUUGGAUUCUAGGUUCUUCCCCUUCAAUGAUCUCCGGGUUUCUCUUCUUACAGUGAUUCUGUCCCAUUUGGAACCUCAGUCCCUGGACUCUGAUCUUUCCCUCCUGAAGUCAUUCCUCUCCACUAUGGACCAGGCUCCCCAGGGUUCCUUCAGCCAGUCAAGGUUCUCCGCAUUCCUGGCCAACAUUUCUUCUCCUUUUGAGCCUGGGAGGAUGGGGGAGGGGCCAGUGGGAGAGCCCCCACCUCUCCAGCCCCCUGCCCUGCGUUUCCAUGAUUUCUUAGUGACACUAAGAGGUAGUCCGGACUGGGAGCCAAUGCUAGGGUUACUGGGGGAUGUGCUGGCACUGCUGGGACAGGAGCAGACUCCCCGGGACUUCCUGGUACACCAGGCAGGUGUUCUGGGAGGACUUGUGGAGGUGCUGCUGGGAGCUUUAGUUCCUGGGGGGCCCCCAGCCCCUGCGAGGCCCCCAUGCACCCGUGAUGGGCCUUCUGACUGCGUGCUAGCUGCUGACUGGUUGCCUUCUCUGCUGCUGCUGUUAGAGGGCACCCGCUGGCAGGCCCUGGUGCAGGUGCAGCCCAGUAUGGAUCCCAUCAAUGCCACAGAUUUCGAGGGGAGGGAGCCAGUUCCUCACCUUUUGCAGGGUCUGUUGGGCUUGCUUACCCCGCCUGGGGAGCUGGGCUCUGAGGAUGCUCUUUGGGGGGGUCUGCUGCGCACAGUGGGGGCCCCCCUCUACACUGCCUUCCAGGAGGGGCUGCUCCGUGUCACACACUCCCUGCAAGAUGAGGUCUUUUCCAUCAUGGGCCAGCCAGAGCCUGAUGCCAAUGGGCAGUGCCAUGGAGGAAACCUGCAGCAGCUGCUCUUAUGGGGCAUCCGGCACAAUCUCUCCUGGGAUGUGCAGGCACUGGGGUUUCUGUCUGGAUCACCACCUCCACCUCCUGCCCUCCUCCACUGCCUGAGCACUGGUGUGCCUCUGCCCAGGACUUCCCAGCCCUCAGCUCACACCAGGCCUCGCCGACGGCGAGCCAUCUCUGUGGAGGCCCUCUGCGCGAACCACACAGGACCAGCACUACCCUACAACAGCAUCUCUAACUUCUCCAUCCACCUGCUCUGCCAGCACGCCAGGCCUGCCACCCCACAACCCCCUCCUAGCAUUGCUGCUGUUUGCCAGACUGCAGUAUGGUAUGCAGUCUCAUGGGUACCAGGCGCCCAGAGCUGGCUGCAGGCUUGCCAUGACCAGUUUCCCAGUCAGUUUCUGGAUGCAAUCUGUAGCAACCUCUCCUUCUCAGCCCUGUCUGGCCCUAACCGCCGCCUGGUAAAGCAGCUCUGUGCUGGCCUUCUCCCACCUCCUACCAACUGCCCCGAUGACCUGGUCCCUGUGCCCCUCACUCCGGAGACCUUCUGGGGAUGCUUCUUGGAGAAUGAAACUCUGUGGGCUGAGCGGCUGUGUGUAGAGGCGAGUCUACAGGCUGUGCCCCCCAGCAACCAGGCCUGGGUUCAGCACGUGUGCCGGGGCCCUACUCCAGAUGCCACUGCCUUCCCACCCUGCCACACUGGACCCUGUGGGGAACGCUGCCCAGAUGGAGGCAGCUUCCUGCUGAUGGUCUGUGCCAAUGACACCAUGUAUGAGGCCCUGGUGCCCUUCUGGCCUUGGCUGGCAGGCCAGUGCAGGAUAAGUCGUGGAGGGAAUGACACUUGCUUUCUAGAAGGGCUGCUGGCUCCUCUUCUGCCUUCUCUGCCACCCCUUGGGCCAUCUCCACUCUGCCUGGCCCCUGCCCCCUUCCUGCUGGGUAUGUUGUCCCAGCUGCCACGCUGCCAGUCCUUAGUGCCAGCCCUUGCCCACUCCACACGCCUGCACUAUUUUCUACGCCUGCUGACCUUCCUUCUGGGCCCAUGGGCUGGAGGGACUGAAGCCCAGGGCAUGCUGGGUCAGGCCCUGCUGCUCUCCAGUCUCCCUGACAACUGCUCCUUCUGGGAUGCCUUCCGCCCAGAGGGCCGGCGCAGUGUGCUUCGGACAGUCGGGGAGUUCCUAGAGCAAGAAGAGCCCACUCCAGCAGGUUUUGAACCCAUGGUCAGCCUCAGCUCUGGUAGAAGCAAGAUGGAGCUCUUGUCCUGCUUCAGUCCUGUGCUGUGGGAUCUACUCCAGAGGGAGAAGAGUGUUUGGGCCCUGCAGAUUCUUGUACAGGCAUACCUGCACAUGCCCCCAGAAAAUCUGCAGCAAUUAGUGCUUUCAGCAGAGAUGGAAGCUGCGCAGGGCUUCCUGACACUCAUGCAUCGUUCCUGGGCCCAGCUUCAGGUACCGCCAUCCGAGGAGCAGGCCAUGGGUCGCUUAACAGCUCUGCUGCUCCAGCGGUACCCACGCCUCACCUCCCAGCUUUUCAUAGAUCUGUCACCACUCAUCCCCUUCUUGGCUGUCUCUGACCUGAUGCGCUUCCCACCAUCCCUGCUGGCCAAUGACAGUGUCCUGGCUGCCAUCCGAGACCACAGCUCAGGAAUGAAGCCUGAACAGAAGGAGGCCCUGGCAAAGCGACUGGUGGCCCCUGAGCUGUUUGGGGAAGUACCUGCCUGGCCCCAGGAGCUGCUGUGGGCAGUGCUUCCCCUGCUCCCCCACCUCCCCCUGGAGAACUUCCUACAGCUCAGCCCUCACCAGAUCCAGGCCCUGGAGGAUAGCUGGCCAGCGGCAGGUCUUGGGCCAGGGCAUGCCCGGCACGUGCUCCGUAGCCUGGUAAACCAGAGUGUCCAGGAUGGUGAGGAGCAGGUCCGCAGGCUUGGGUCCCUUGCCUGUUUCCUGAGCCCUGAGGAGCUACAAAGCCUGGUGCCCUUGAGUGACCCAAUGGGGCCAGUAGAACGUGGGCUGUUGGAGUGUGCGGCCAAUGGGAACCUCAGCCCAGAAGGACGGGUGGCGUAUGAACUUUUAGGUGUGUUACGCUCAUCUGGAGGAGCGGUGCUAAGCCCCCUAGAACUGCGGGUAUGGGCCCCUCUCUUCCCCCAGCUAGGCCUCCGUUUCCUACAAGAGCUGUCAGAGCCCCAGCUUAGGGCUAUGCUGCCUGCCCUUCAGGGAACCAGCGUCACACCUGCCCAGGCUGCCCUGCUGCUUGGACGGCUCCUCCCUAGGCAUGAUCUGUCCUUGGAGGAACUCUGUUCCUUGCACCCUCUGCUGCCCGGCCUCAGCCCCCAGACAUUGCAGGCCAUCCCUCGGCGAGUUCUGGUCGGGGCCUGCUCCUGCCUGGUUCCUGAACUGUCGCGCCUCUCAGCCUGCCAGACUGCAGCGCUACUGCAGACCUUUCGGGUGAAAGAUGGUGUUAAGAGUACCACUGGUGUGGGUGCUGCUGCGUGUGUCCCCGGUCAGCCCACGCCCACCAUUUGGCCAGACUGCCUGCUUCCCCUGCUCCCAUUAAAGCUGCUACAGCUGGAUGCUGCAGCCCUUCUGGCAAACCGGAGGCGCUACCGGGAUCUUCCCUGGUCUGAGCAGCAGGCACAGUUUCUCUGGAAGAAGAUGCAGGUACCCACCAACCUGACCCUCAGGAAUCUUCAGGGUCUAGGCAACCUGGCAGCAGGCAUGACCUGCGAGUUUCUGCAACAGAUCAGCUCAGUGGCAGAUUUCCUGGAAGUGGUACACAUGCUUUACCAACUGCCUACUGGGGUCCGAGGGAGCCUGAGGGCCUGCAUCUGGGCAGAACUAUGGCGGAGGAUGACAAUGCCAGAGCCAGAAUUGAACACACUGGGGCCAGAACUGAGCGGGCUUGACACCAAACUACUCCUGGAUUUACCGAUCCCGCUGAUGGACAGACUGUCCAAUGAAUCCAUUAUGUUGGUGGUAGAGCUGGUACAAGGAGCUCCAGAGCAGCUGCUGACACUGACCCGUGUCCACCAGGCAGCGCUGGCAGAGAGGGCACUGCAGAACCUGGUGCCAAAGGAGACCCCGAUCUCACAGGAAGUGCUGGAAACACUGGGCCCCUUGGUUGGAUUUCUGGGUACAGACAGCACACGACGGAUCCCUCUACCGAUCCUGCUGUCCCAUCUCAUUCAGCUGCAGGGCUUCUGCCUGGGAGAAACAUUUGCCGCAGAGCUGGGACGGCUGCUGCUGCAGGAGCCCGCUCUUGGGAAACCAGAACUGUGGAGCCAGGAAGAAGUAGAGCAAGCUGGACGCCUAGUAUUUACUCUGUCUGCUGAGGCUAUUUCCUUGAUUCCCAGGGAGGCUUUGAGCCCAGAGACCCUGGAACGGCUUCUAGAAAAGCAGCAGAGCUGGGAGCAGAGCAGAGUUGGAAAGCUGUGUUGGAGACCACAGCUUGCUGCCAAGAAAGCAGCCCUGGUAGCAGGGGUUGUUCGGCCAGCUGCUGAGGAUCUUCCAGAGCCUGUACCAACUUGUGCAGACAUCCGAGGGACCUUCCCAGCAGCCUGGUCCGCCACACAGAUUGCAGACAUGGAACUCUCAGACUUUGAGGACUGCCUGGCACUGUUUGCAGCAGAUCCGGGGCUUGGGCCUGAGGAACUACAGGCAGCCAUGGGCAAGGCAAAGAAGCUGUGGGGUUCCCCUCGAGGAUUCCGUCCUGAGCAGAUUCUGCAGCUGGGCCGGCUCUUAAUAGGUCUAGGAGAGCGAGAGCUCCAGGAGCUGAUCCUGGUGGACUGGGGAGUGCUGAGCACCCUGGGGCAGAUAGAUGGCUGGAGCUUGGUCCAGCUCCGGGCCGUGGUCUCCAGUUUCCUGCGGCAGAGUGGUCGGCAUGUCAGCCAUCUGGACUUCAUUCACCUGACGGCCUUGGGCUACACGCUGUGUGGACUGAGGCCAGAGGAGCUGCAGCAUAUCAGCAGUUGGGAGUUCAGCCAAGCAGCUCUGUUCCUGGGCAGCCUGCAUCUCCAGUGCUCCGAGGAACAGCUGGAAGUUCUGGCCCACCUUCUUGUGCUGCCUGGUGGCUUUGGCCCAGUCAGUAACUGGGGGCCUGAGAUCUUCACUGAAAUUGGCACAAUAGCAGCUGGGAUCCCAGACCUGGCUCUUUCAGCUCUGCUGCGGGGACAGAUCCAGGGCCUGACCCCUCUUGCCAUUUCUGUCAUCCCUGCUCCUAAAUUUGCUGUGGUGUUCAGCCCCACCCAGCUGUCCAGUCUCACCAGUGUCCAGGCUGCGGCUGUCACUCCUGAGCAAAUGGCCCUUCUGAGUCCUGAGCAGCGACGAGCAGUUGUAUGGGCCCAACAUGAGGGCAAAGAGACUCCUGAACGGCAGAGCCGAAGCUCAGCUUGUUGCUCUCGGUGCUGGUCACAACCUGCCUGGGCCCUGGCACUGAUCAGCUUCCUUGGGCACCUGCGGUGAGCUUGUCUACAGCUGAGGGAGAUCACUGUCGAGAGAAGCCUUACAUCAUAAUGAAUAAAGUGCAUCCUAAUUAUUCUCAGGAGCUGAGGAGGAAUCUGGGCAAAUGCUGAUGCUUGCCACUCACCUGAGAGCUGGCUUCUCUGGCAUGUCACACCUAAAGUCUCCUUCCAUCAUACAUCACCCCACUGCUUCUUUUCGUUUCCUGGAGGCUAUGUAUAAAUAACACAAACAACUGGAGUAUAGCAAGGCGUCCCUACUUGAGUGGAGGCAGGAGUGGGGGACAGGUCCAGGGCAAGUAUACCUGGCCACCAUGAGAGGGGUCAGAAGCCUGGAUAUCUUGAGUGUGAGAGAGGAAGUUAAUGUUUGUUGUAGAUAGGAUGAUAAAGGAUAAGGAUAUCCUGCCUCUUUCCUGAUACCAUUCUCAGGCAAUCAAUUAGUUGAUCUCUAAUCCUAGAACCUUGCUUCCCAAAUCUGAGUUUCUUUAGCACUGACUUUCCUGCUCUGGAAACUCAUUUCCAAUCACCUUCCCACCAACUUGAAUUUCAUUUCAAAUUCUAUUACAUUCCUAAGGCUCCCUCACGGUCAUAACUCAAUCACCACAGACCUACUCUGCUAGCCCUAAUCCCUUAGCAUCUCACCUCUGACUUGCCCAGUUGAUCCAAGAGAGUCGAAGACACUGCCUGUGGCAGAAGCAUCUGCCCCACCAUGAUUUUGGAGUCUCAAAUUCUUCAGUAUCUUUGGGAAGUGCCUGUCCUAGACAGGAGAUGGGGGCUGGAGGGAGAGACUUCCUACCUACUCACAGAUCUUUCCUUUGACUUCAGUCACAAUGAAUCUGGCUGUUUCAAAGUGCCUAUUCCUUCUCACUCCCCAGCCACAACCCCUUCUUUAUUUAUAACCUCUAUAACUUACUUUGUUUAGCAGGGGCAAUGCGAUGUGCAUUCCUGCCUAAAAUUGGGUCCAAGUUAUGGACAAGUGAAGAAUCCUAAAUGGUCAUUCCACAUGGACUCCCAGCCAUGCUCCUGGAUCAGCUGUCCCACUGGAGUCCACAACUAUUCUAUUAGUAAAAAAUCACGGAUAUGUGGCUUUAGCUAGAUCCACAGGAACUGUAAUAUGUCUAGAAUUAGAAACCUGGAUGUAAAUGAGAAAUAUUGGAGAUUUUGGGGAGAAAACAGCUUGUUACUGUCAUCAUGCAUGCAAAGGAACUUGAAGGAGUGAUGCAGUAAGAAUGACCCAGGGAAGUAAACAGAGGUGGUAAACUGAACUGAGAAAGAAAUUAAUUAUUCACUGUGUUCUACAUGCAUUAUCUCUACUUUGGUAGGUCCUUGCAGACAGAAAGUGAGGGUACAAGCUCUGAAACAGGAAGAGGCAAGAGAAUCUUCUGUUAGCUAUACGAGGAACAUAUAGGAAAAAGCAGAGAAAUGUGAAAAUAGAGUAAAAAGCCAGACUGAUAGAUAUCUGAGUGAAAAAGCAAGAGCAGGCACAGGAAGGGCAUUCUUGUUUCAUGGAUAAUUAUCCUAACCAUGCAGAUGACUACUAGAGAUGGAGAGACAGAGGAUCUGCCGGAGCAGUGGACAUGAAGACCACUAUCCAACAUAGGGGAAAGGGACCCUGUUUACCUUUCAGAAAGAACAUGGGCAUGAGAGAUUCUUACAUGCUGAACAGAGGGAAACCCUUCCACCAAGAAUAAUAAAUAAUACUG